AUGGCUCGUCAAUCCGACACCUCCUCGUACACCACCAUGUCUGAUUCUCUCAGCACCGAGUCUUACCACCCUACCCGGGAGGAUCCAGUUGUUGACGCAGCAACUUCGUCCCAUGCAAGAAGACCUAAGGAAACGGUCACCGGGUUUUCAUCAGAAAUCGCUCUUGAUGAACACACAAGGGAAGGGUCAAGUGUUGAGAAAAAUGUCACUGACAAUGUUGAGCAACCAGAUGCUCAUGAGGGAUCAAAGAUUGAAAAACCCUCAGGCAAAGUGAGAGGUGAGCAGGCCAAUGUUACUCAAGGUGUUGAGGACAACCCUAGGGCUGAAACGAUUAACGUGGAAGAGCUCUCGGACAAUGAACUUCUGGCUACCGUUGUCCCUAGGAUAGCCAAGAGAGUUAGGUCUAGAAGGGAGAAAAAGGCUGUGGAGCAGAAGUACCCCUCCAAGGAAGUUGGUGAAACAAAUCCUCAUAGACAACCAGGGACAGAGAGUACUCACAAAAGGAAAGGCUAUGGACCUGCCAAAUCUUGGAGCAAAGAGGUGCCCAAGAAGUUGAAGACCAAGGCAGUGGUGGUAGAGUCAGAAUCUGAUGUCCCAUGUGAUGUCACAACUUCCAUGUCCAGGAAGAAGCCCUCUUCAAGCAAGUUGGCUGCUAGUGUCCCAGAAGUCCCGAUUGACAAUGUGUCCUUCCACUUUCCCUCCAGUGUUAACAGAUGGAAGUAUGUCUACCACAAGAGGCUGGCCCUGGAGAGAGAACUGACACAGAAUACACUGGACUGUAAGGAGAUUGUGGAUCUCAUCAAAGAGGCAGGAUUGAUGAGAACUGUGUCUCAACUCCCUAAGUGCUAUGAGACCUUAGUGAAAGAGUUCAUUGUAAAUCUGUCAGAGGAGUGUGCUGAUGGUAAAUCCACAGAGUUUAGAAAGCAUGUCCCUGACAUUGUCUUGACAUCGGGAGAAACAUCCAAAGCUGGCAACCAACCAGACAAGGCUGAUGUUAUUGCAGUUCUCAAAGAGACCUGCAAAGAGCUGGAGGCUAGAAAGCAUGCACUGGAAAAGCUCAUCUUGCAACUAGAGACUGCUGCUGAAGACACAGAUGGACCUGACAGGCAAAGCUCUGAGGAGGAUGAGGAGGCCAACUCUGAAGAGGAGGCUGAUGAUGAGGCUGAGGAUUAA
This is a messenger RNA of Lathyrus oleraceus (garden pea), 1173 nucleotides long. RefSeq lists its product as uncharacterized. Lineage: Eukaryota; Viridiplantae; Streptophyta; Magnoliopsida; Fabales; Fabaceae. The transcript has 3 exons. The record is from RefSeq and is a predicted model, not a curated record. Bases 1 to 1173 code for a protein of 390 amino acids.